AUGGAUGUUCAGUUCAAUAGGUUGGCAGAUGGUUAUCGUAAUUUUUACGAGAAUGAAGCGACCUUCUCCUACCUAGAUAACGCCGGCGAAGUUCAAACCACCAUCAUCUUCGACCUAACGAAGGGCAAAAAAGCCAUCAUUUUUGCGAUCCCGGGAGCCUUCACACCAACCUGCUUGCAGAAGCACGUUCAACCAUCAGCAGAGCUAAAGGCGAAAGGCGUGGACAGAAUCGCGUGCGACGCAUUCGUGAUGAAGGUGUGGAAAAAAGACCUCCUGAAAAUCAACGACGAAGUUCUGUUACUUUCUGACGGUAACAGAACGUUCAAGAAGGCCAUUGGGUGCGAAUUGAAUCUGAGCGCGGCUGCCAGGAUCCAGGGGGUGCAGCGUUGA
Molecule: messenger RNA, 390 nt
Organism: Arachis ipaensis
Lineage: Eukaryota; Viridiplantae; Streptophyta; Magnoliopsida; Fabales; Fabaceae
Product: peroxiredoxin-2E-1, chloroplastic-like
Biological process (GO): cellular response to oxidative stress; hydrogen peroxide catabolic process; cell redox homeostasis
Cellular component (GO): cytoplasm
Molecular function (GO): thioredoxin peroxidase activity
Source: RefSeq, a predicted model, not a curated record